AUGGCUGUGCUGCUGGAACAGAGUUGGGUCAAGGUGCAGGAGAAGACGUUCGGCAAAUGGCUCAACAGCAAACUGCAGGUCCGCGAUGUGCAGAUCAAAGACCUGGUCACUGACCUCUCCGAUGGCGUCAUGCUCAUCCACCUCCUCGAGAUCCUCUCCCAAGAAUCACUAGGCCGCUACGCUUCCCGUCCCAAACUACGAGUCCAGCGUUUCGAGAACGUCAACAUAGCCCUAGACUUUAUCAAAGGCCGGCGUAUCCAAUUAACGAAUAUCGGCGCCGAAGACAUUGUCGACGGCAAUCGGAAAAUCAUCCUCGGUCUCAUCUGGACUCUCAUUCUCCGCUUCACCAUCAGCGACAUCAACGAGGAGGGCCUGAGCGCAAAAGAAGGCUUGCUGUUGUGGUGUCAGAGAAAGACUGCAUGCUAUGACGAGGUCGAGGUCCGAGACUUUUCGUCGAGCUGGAACGAUGGUCUCGCUUUCUGCGCACUACUUGAUAUCCAUCGUCCCGACCUUAUCGACUACGACAAGCUCGACAAGAACGACCACCGUGGAAACAUGCAAUUGGCCUUCGACAUCGCCUCCAAGGAAAUCGGCAUUCCGGACCUACUCGACGUCGACGACGUAUGCGACGUCGCGAAGCCCGACGAGCGUUCGCUCAUGACAUACAUCGCCUACUGGUUCCAUGCCUUCUCCGCCAUGGAACGUGUCGAAAACGCUGGAAGACGUGUUGAGAAGUUCGUUUCCAACAUGCAAGGAGCCUGGGAGAUGCAAAAUAGCUUUGAGCGCCGUAUGAGGGAGCUCCUUCGCCAAAUCACCGACCAGCAAAAGCAAUGGAGCGAAGCCACUUUCGAAGGCUCAUAUACCGACGCCAAGAUGCAGAGCUCAGAGUUCAUGGGAUACAAGCGCAAUCAAAAGAGAAAGUGGGUAGCAGAGAAGAGCGACUUGGUUGGUCUGCUGGGCAACAUCAAGACGAAACUCAGUACAUACCGCUUGAGACCCUACGAACCACCACCGGAGCUCAGCUUGACCGCACUCGAAUCUGCUUGGGCUGGAUUGAUGCGUGCUGAGAAAGAGAGGAGUAGAGUGAUCAACGAGACGAUCCGCGACAUCAAAAACACUCUACGGAGAACUUUUGCCGACAAGGCCAACGACUUUGCUCUAGCUCUUCACACGUUGAGCGUAAGCAUUUCUGGACUGGAGGGCGAAGUUGAAGACCAAAGAGAGCACAUUACCAAGAUCUCAGAAUCAGUACCACCUCUCGACGAAUAUCUCACCAUCAUCGGACGCCUGGACGAACAAUGCGAAGAGGCCAACAUUGAGGAAAACGACUUUACAACAUAUACAUACGACGAGCUUGUCUACGAAUUGGGCUUGGUCAAAUCGAGUGUGCAGAAGAAAUUAGCCUUUUUGGAAAACCAGAUGGUGGCGCGCAGCAUGACGAACCUCACGCCUAUCCAGCUUGAAGAGUUCGAAUCAGUCUUUAGACAUUUCGACCGCGGCGGUAGCAAUUCGCUGCAGGAACUCGAGUUUUCCGCAGCACUUGCUAGUUUGGGACUCGUGUAUGAUGAAGACGAGAUGCACGAACGCUUCUUGGAAGUCAGCAAUGGUCCCGGAGGUACCGUCAGCUUUGAGCAGUUCAUUCGCUUCAUGGUCGAAGUCACCGAGGAUCAGUAUACGGCUGAGCAGGUGUUUGAGAGUUUCCGCGAGGUCGCGGAUGGCAAGCCAUAUGUCACUGAGCUUGAUCUCAGACACUCGCUCAUCCCUGACGAGCUUAUCGAGGAUUUGGUCAAGACGAUGCCAACGCACAGUGGACCUGAUUUGCAGGAAGACCGUGAUUUGGAAAAGUACGACUACAUUACAUUCAUGCAGAAGUAUAUGGGAGGAGCCAAACCCGAUGCCAAUGGAGAGUAA
Molecule: messenger RNA, 1911 nt
Organism: Aureobasidium namibiae CBS 147.97
Lineage: Eukaryota; Fungi; Ascomycota; Dothideomycetes; Dothideales; Saccotheciaceae
Product: alpha-actinin-2
Exons: 4
Coding region: 1-1911 (636 amino acids)
Biological process (GO): actin cytoskeleton organization; actin filament bundle assembly
Cellular component (GO): cortical actin cytoskeleton; cell projection; actomyosin contractile ring
Molecular function (GO): calcium ion binding; actin lateral binding
Source: RefSeq, a predicted model, not a curated record